AUGGCGUUUGCGGGGACAAAUAUUAGUUUGUCCCAGCCGGAUAUCACGCAGAAACUAACGGAGCGCAUAGAUGACCUGAAGCAAAAAAUCGCUGCUUGGGGGAAGCGGAUUCGGCGAUUUAGCGAGAGGUCAAGGCAGUUCAACCAGAAUUGUCUCUUCCAGAGUGAUCAGAAGAGGCUCUAUAAAUCAUUGGAGCGACCAGAGGUAUGUGGAGCGGGCCCAGGACAGGAUCAGGCUGACACUGUCGCAUUUUGGCGUGGCCUGUGGUCAGAGCCCGUAAACCACAGCGAGGGCCCUUGGAUGGAAGUUGUGGCGAGCCAGAGUGCAAGUGUUACGCCUAUGGACUCCGUCACCAUAACGCCUGAAGACGUGGCUGAGGUGGUCCGUAGGGCCCCGAACUGGAAAAGUCCGGGGCUCGACGGGCUGCAUCAUUACUGGCUCAAGGGGUUCGUAGUGUGUCACGCUGUGCUCGCCCGACAGUUUCAAGAGGCUCUCGAUCAGAAGUCGCUCCCGAGCCUCUUCACUACUGGGAUCACUCACUUGGUUCCUAAAGAUCAGGAUACCACAGACCCGAGCAAAUACCGCCCCAUCACGUGUAACGCAUGCAAGGAGCGAUGGACCAGAAUUAGAGAUAACCAUAGGAAGGCUUUGAAUUUGCGCAAGACAAAAAGCGGUCAAGCAGCAUCAAAUAUAAAAACUCCUAAAUUCUCACAAGAACUUUCUUUUCUAACACCGUAUCUAAACGAUGAGGAAGAACGGCGUUCAAACCUAUCACCUAGAAGUGCCAACAAUAACGAAGAAACACAACUUGAGUCACUGAAUGAAUUAGGUUAUCCAGAUAAAAAUGUAUCAAGCGAUGCACAAAGUGAACAUUCCACGCAAUCCUUGGGAUCAUCACGAAUUAUCCGUAAGAAAUCGAGCUUCGCAACUUCACAAGCUUCACAAGCCCCAACUGCAGCUAGCGUUCUACAAGAUUACUUAACAAGGACGGCCGAAACCAGAAACCAGAGCCAUCCUCUUCUCGAUUUUUUCAUAAAUAUGGCAAAAACAGUAAAGACUUUUUCUUUACAAGACCAAGUUAACAUUAAAGCUCAAUUAUUUAAAAUGGUUAACAACGUAGAGAAGAGGCUUGCGACUACUUCAAUAGAUCGUGUUUCUGACCCUUCGACAUCUAACGUGAGAAUAGUUUCAAAUGUAAUGCUCAGUCCGGCACCGACUGGUUCGAAUUCAAUUUCAAUCGGAUUCUUCAAAUACAACGAUGUUUGCUGCACCUGCUAUGAAUGA
Parnassius apollo (apollo) is the source of this 1284-nucleotide messenger RNA. NCBI's taxonomy places the organism in Eukaryota, Metazoa, Arthropoda, Insecta, Lepidoptera, Papilionidae. The record is from the annotation of a GenBank genome assembly.